AUGAAUCGAACAGUCUCCACACCUUCAUCGUCUGUCACUGAUGUGUCUGCUGAUAUACCAUCAAUACGUAACGUCAUUAAUGUCGAUGUACCUGCAUCGGACGUCUAUCUUUAUACACUAAAACUGAUUAUACUAGACUACAUUAAUGAACCACGGUUUAGAGACACAUCAUUACAAUCAAAUAGAACAGAUACACGAAGAGCSCUAUCCGACAAAACAAAUAAUCCACAGGUACAGCAUGAAAAGAGAAUACUGAUUGAUAAGCAAGACGACAUGUCUGAACAUGAUAUAGUACAGGCAACAUUACGAAUAUUAAAGGGAAAGUUAGCACAAAUUUCAGGCAAUAAGAGCUUGGCGCCGGAUGAGAUGCAUUGGAAGAGUAUUGUCAAGAUGUACUAUAGCAUGCUUGAUUCCUCUACUGCCGAUGCAUUUUCCAAGAUGAGUCAAAUGGAAGAAGUUGUUGGUUAUUUCACGAACGUGGCUAGCAACGAAUUAAAAAAGUUGACUGUUGGUAGCUCACGUGACGAAUUGUUUAGCGAGGUAGCGUAUUUCAUAGACCUUGUGAUCGAUAUACUUCCAGACAGUUGUGCAGGGAUUAUAAAGAGAUUGCUAGAUUACAAGAUCAGUCUCAGAAAGGGUGAGACGGCAGGAAGGAAGAAAAAAGUUACCUCACCGGCACCUAUGCCCCAAUAUAGAAGUGUUUCUGGCGGCACGAGCAAUAGUAAGCAACCUUCGUUCAAAGUCCAAGAUAUUUCACACAUGUCAUAUUUUAUGCAACUAUUUGAAGUAGAUGAAACAAAGCUUCAAAAAGAUGUAAUAACCGCUAAGGACGAUUCCACAAAUCCUAUAUUUUGCGGUGAAUUGAGAUACUUGAGGAAAAAAAUUAAGAAAGAAACUGGAUUAUUGACUGCUUCAGAUUUUUCAGAUGACAGAGACUAUACUCUAUGGAAGAAUUAUGAACUUCUUGAAAUCGCCAACUUGAUGGAUCGAUUUGGAACGGGCGAAAAAGUCAGCUCUCACAAAAAUCGUCUCAUACCGAAAGAUGCUAAAAGCGUAUUCGUCCAUCUCAUAAGCCUUGUUUUAAAAAAAGAGUGCUCUGAUACCGUAAAUGCUAUAAACCUUUCUCAAGAAGCUCUUUUUUUCCUUCAUAAAUCAGCAAGAUAUUGGAGGGUCGAGUAUCCUUCCACCAUAUCCUCCUUGCUAUAUUCGGCAGCAAACUUAAGUGUAUUAGAUGAUGAAGAGUUAAAUAUUCCAAUAACCGAAAACUUGUUUUCUGUUAUCCGCAAUAAAUACCUAUGUUCAGAGGAUAAUUUGGACCCAUCCACUUGGAACAUUCCAGAUCGUUAUUUGUGGGCAGCAAAUCUUUUUCAUACUUCAGAUCAAUCUAUGAAAACGAUAAGUAACCUUUUGACAGCAAUUUUUUCUAGUACAAAGCCGAAAUUCUCUCCAGUUUUAUCUUUUUAUUAUUCGAGUAUACUUGAUGAUCCAGUAAUGGAAUUUUACCAGGCACAGGCCACUGCCGUCAAAAAAUAUUGGAUAAAAGUAUUUAAAAGAACCCUUUUUAAGACAGCGGAAAAGUAUUUUAUCUCGCUUCUGCAAGACAUGUUAAAAGGUAAUACAGUUGAAAUUCAAAGCGUCCAUAACCUUGUGGAGACAAUUAUUGACGCCAUAAAGGCAAUCCAAAAACGCUAUAGUAAACCACUAUUGGAUGAAAUAUCGUUACCUAGACAAUGUGCAGUUUUUCUCUGUGAAGUGUACGGUUCAGACUCAUUAAAAUUAAUAAAAACUGCUGAAAAAAGCAGCAUGAAAAUGACCGGAAAAGGUUUGGGCCCAAUGGACGCACUGGAUAUGUACGAUGUAUUGAAAGAGCUAAGGCAGAUUUACAUUCAGGUAAAGCCAAAGGGGACAUGUUUUUUCAAUCUUGAAGAUUAUUUUAUCAAAUAUCUAGCUCAGUUAUGUGAUGAUGUAAGCCUUAAUGUUCAAAAAGUCAUCAAAACUUCUCUCAAAACCGAAAACUGGCAACCCAUAAACGAUCAAGAUUAUUUCAGUAGGUCAGUCUUGGAUAUAUUUAAAAUGAUAAAUGAAUCAACUGGCAUGCUUGAGAAAUUUGGCUGGGAAAAUGAGGUGCAACUAGCACAAAUGAUCACGAUGGUUUUGAAGGCCUUUUCGGAUGGCCUAUUAUCAUAUUCAGCACAAGUAAUGAACAUGAUAGAGAGUGAUUUACAGGAGGGUGAUGAGCCUUCUUACUCUUUAGAAAGCUCCGACUCUCAAUCGUCGCUUAAUCUUAGUGUUUCAAGUUAUACCAGUCCGAAUCAUGAACGAUCAAGAAGUAGUAGAUUAUUUGAAGAUUUGAAGAAUGCGGUUAAAUCAACUCCAAAAAUUGUGGCACCAGCCCCGUAUCAGUUCAAGAAGCGUACGUGCGUGCUACUCAACGACCUUGAUAAAACACUGUUUUUGUUAGAAAGUUUUGAAGAAAAAGUAGAUCCAUCAAGAAUAUCAUCUAUUAUCGCCCAAUAUCAAUCCUCUCGCAAAUCAGAAGAUAAUAUAAAACUGUUAGAUGAUCAGAAUAUGAAACAAGUGUACACCCUUAGGAUUAUUGGUGCCGACAACGUUAAAGGUUUCAGUAAAACAGGGCUUUCAAAUUCUUAUGUUUCGAUGAGAAACAUAACUUUGCAACGGGAGAUAGGGACAACCAAGACUGUUUCAAGGUCAGUUACUCCCAAAUGGGAUGAAGAGUUUGUAUUCGAAUCACCUUUUGGUAAGUCGAACGAUAUUGUGUUCACUAUAUGGCACCAUCCACAUAGUAGAUUGAAGAACCUGGCUGAAGACGACUUAUGUGGGAAAGCAAAUAUGAAACUUUCUCCGAGAAAAUUAAAGGAUGAUGGGUUUCCUCUCGACUUUUCGCUCACUUUAAACCCACAGGGAACGCUGCAUUGUCAAGUUUCUCUGGAAAGCGAAAAAAUAGAUGCCGUUUCUUCCAUGGGAAGAAUAUACAGAUCAUUCAGUAGGUCAAGAGACCGUGCAAUAAAUUUGAUGGUCAGCAAAUUCUCUAAUUUUAUUGCCUUUGCGUUUUCAAGGACUACAUUGAAAACAGUUUGUGGUCACCAUGGCACCACACUUGCAUCUGAUGAAGCGGUGUAUGAUGCAAUAUUACCAUUGUUUGACUAUUUAAAUGCGAACUUGAACAUUCUGGCCUCUGAGCUUUCUCAAAGGCUACUGUUUAUGGUAAUGCUGAGAGCUUGGAACCUAGUUUUAGAGAAUGCUGACUUGCUUCUUUUACCAUCUCUGAACAGUGCUAAAACCAAUAUAUUAAGAUCAGCCAAGAAAUCUCUCUGGGAAAACACCAUUUCAAGUACAAAAACGGUAUCAGGAUACGGCCGUCCAUUAACCCAAGCAGAAAUUGAAACAAUUUUUAAAUGGCUCGGCGCACUAUGUAUAGAUUUCUUUCAUAACAAAGGAGAAGGCCCCCCUCUUGCAGAACUAAAGAAUGAGUAUUACCAAAACAUAUUACUGGUUCCAGCUUUCUAUGAUAAAGGCGUAUCCGAACUGAAGGAAGAGGUUGAUCGAUUAGUUCCUGUUUAUGAAGAGUAUUUGAAAUGGUUUUAUUUGAAGAAGACUCCGAUUACUUUUACUAAUAAAUCAGUCGGAACAAUAUCCAGAAAAAAAUCUCUAGCGGCUAAUAUCAUGAAAGAACCCAAGCAGCAACUAGAACGAGACGCAGAGGUAAUGAACAUCAUAUUAAGGAUUUUGAUUGCAAAAGGCCAGCACGAUUAUGUUCAUCGCAUCUUGCACGAUAGAAGAGACCUUGUUAACACUAUGAAAAAUAGAAGAGCCGUAAGAAAAGCAGUCGGUUCUACCGGAAAAAAAUAA
Saccharomyces eubayanus is the source of this 3870-nucleotide messenger RNA. RefSeq lists its product as uncharacterized. The record is from RefSeq and is a predicted model, not a curated record. Bases 1 to 3870 code for a protein of 1289 amino acids. The transcript has a single exon. NCBI's taxonomy places the organism in Eukaryota, Fungi, Ascomycota, Saccharomycetes, Saccharomycetales, Saccharomycetaceae.